GUGUUUGGCCAACUUCCAGGAUUCAAAGAUGGAGACUUGACCAUAUAUCAGUCCAACGCCAUUCUGCGCCAUCUCGCCAGGAAUCACUGUCUCUACGGAAAGAAUCCCCGCGAGGCGACUCUCAUAGACAUGGUUAAUGAUGGCGUGGAAGAUCUUAGGCUGAAAUAUAUACGGAUGAUCUAUCAGAACUACGAGAAUGGAAAAGCUGAUUACAUUAAGACUCUGCCCACUGAGUUUGGGUACUUCGAGCACCUGCUGGCAUCCAACAAUGAGGGCAAAGGUUUUAUAGUAGGAGAUCAGAUUUCCUUUGCAGACUAUAACUUGGUGGAUAUUCUGCGCAACCAUAUUGUCCUGGCCCCCGACUGCCUUUCUGGUUUCCCACUCCUUGAUGCCUACGUCAAACGCGUUAGCAGCCGCCCCAAAAUCGAAGUGUUUCUCAACAGUGAUGCCCACAAGAACAGACCGAUCAAUGGCAAUGGAAAGCAGUGAGCGCCAAAAAAGGUCCAGACGGCUGCGAAACUAGCGUCAGAACAUUGUUACAUCCUGUAGUAAUUCCUCAUACUGCCUCAGUGCCUCCUGUGUUUUCUAGGUCAUAACCAGUUUUGUAAGUACUGUAGAGUUAUAAGUGACCCUCCUGGUAUAUAAAGAGUUAAACCUAUA
This is a messenger RNA of Hyla sarda, 660 nucleotides long. RefSeq names its product glutathione S-transferase P 1-like. Gene Ontology annotation, molecular function: glutathione transferase activity. Gene Ontology annotation, cellular component: cytosol. NCBI's taxonomy places the organism in Eukaryota, Metazoa, Chordata, Amphibia, Anura, Hylidae. Gene Ontology annotation, biological process: glutathione metabolic process. The record is from RefSeq and is a predicted model, not a curated record.